Orbicella faveolata is the source of this 4225-nucleotide messenger RNA. RefSeq lists its product as uncharacterized. The record is from RefSeq and is a predicted model, not a curated record. NCBI's taxonomy places the organism in Eukaryota, Metazoa, Cnidaria, Anthozoa, Scleractinia, Merulinidae.
UUUAGCUCCCAGUAAAACACUCUUCUCCAUAUAAUAAAUGAAGAUAGGAUCUUUUUUGACUAUAUUAUUCAACAUUAUUAAUAUUUACAAAUGUAAUUUUCAGCUUUGCUUUACUGGAGUAUGAUGAAUCAAAGUAAAAGUUUUAUAGUUCGUAUUAUUUUAUUCUUACUACAACUCCUUCCUAUUUAUUGUCACUCAACAAGAAAAAUUAUAUAAAGUUGAAAAGGAGACGUUAGGAUUUGGUGGGUGAAUGUCCUUAAAAUUAAAUCUCCAGGGAAUAAUAAUUACCAGGGAAAUUAUGUAAAAAUUUUCGACUUUGCUGUUUCCUUUAGAUGUAAAGGGGCUUUGCUUUGUCACUGUGGGAAAUGUAUUAAUUAAAAUUAAUUUGUGAGGCGUUCUCACCUUUAUCAGAAUUUAGGAACUUUAAAAGGCAUUAUGUACAAAUAUGUUAAACUUGAAUCAUUGAUAUAUUUAGAUGAUCAGUCUUUUCUGUAAAGGGAUUUUGUUAUAUCUGGUUUGAAACAUUUUUCUUUUCAGGAUGAAAUGAUCAUUAGAAAUGUCUCAGGGUACAUCCAUUCCACAGUUACUCUUUCACUGGGUAAUAAUGCAAUAAGUGUAGCAGUGUACAGUUAGGCACAAAUUUGCAAGUGUACAAUCUUGUUCUUUUAUUCGCUUUCGCCGUUACAUUUUAUUUUUAAUUGAUUUAAAUGACUAGAUGUGUAAAACUUUAGAACAGGUCCUCCAAAUCUCUUCUUUGGAUUUAAAAUGUGCACACAUUUUUUCUGACUGUACUGUACAAUAGAUUCGUUAGAUUUUUUGAAGCCAAAACACACUUUUAAAAGCACGGACAAAAAUGCUUGACUAAAUUUUCAGGAGUUAAAAAUAAUGGUGGCCCUCUCCACAGGCCACUCUUAACCCCCAGCCAGAGAAAAUUGCUAUGAACAAAGUUAAAAUUUUAACAUUCUUGUAGCCUGCAAACAGGCCGUUUGUGUUGCAAGAAUGUCAUGCGAAGAGCCUGCUCAUAGGCUAACAUUCCUGUGGAAGUGAAACUUAGUUCAAAAAUUGCCUGGCUUUCGUAAAAUUCUAGGCUUGUUUCUCUAAAUUAUAGUUUAUUUCCAAAGUUUGGCCAAGGUGUUUCUCGGAUGUACAUAACUUUUAUGCAUAAAAAAUAUUGGCCUGAGGGUCAUAAUUACUGUAAAUCUUUGUGCUGGAAAUAAGGUGUUAAAAUGUUCAACUUAGUUUAAUUGAUUUUAAUAUGUAAAGGAUGGCAUUUAGUUUGUGUUUAACAAUGAGUGAAUUACUAGUGAAGUAAUAGUUUAUUAUUUAAAGUGUCCCAAACUAUGUCACUGCAUGAGAAAGGGAUGAUGUUUCCCCACCAGUAGCCUAGGUAUGAAACAUGUUUAGUUAGGGCUUGAUGAAAUUAAUAACAUACUGAAAAAAUCCAAAAAUAAAGCUAGAUCUUUAUUAUGAUGUACUAUAGAAAGAUUAAAAUAAAAAGGUUCAAACAAACUCCAGCUUAUUUGAUCUCUUAGUCUCUACACUCCUUAUUUGGGAUGUCACACAACACUCCUUCAGCAGCAUUGGGGUACCUUUUCUCUAUAAAAGGUAUAUGAAUGGGUUACCUUUUCUUUCAAAAUGGUAUACAAAAGAGUGAGGGGUUAGACCUUGGGGCGGUGCCUCUCCAUACAAAAACUUCGUACAAAAUUCCCCACCCCCUCCCAGGCUAAAUGGCAAUCAGGAUAUUAAAAAUGAAUUAAAAUGGAGCUUAACAAUGCAAAGAAACUAAACUGGAAAAACUGCACAAAAUUUUUACUCUUUUGUAUGAAAUGUAAGAUAAUGAACAAAACACUAAUAAGUUAUCUGACUGUAUCACUUUACAGCUGUAAUUCUUUUUCUUCAAAAUUUGUAAGUGGCAGAAAAUCUCAAAAAGACCAGCUUGUAUGAUCUUGUAUAACCUGUGUAUGCUUCCUUAAACUCAGGGUAGCUCAAUAUUGUGUUGCAGACCUUCUUGUUGAAAUGAAAACAACACAGUGAAAUCCUGGGUAACCUGUGGUUUUAGAGCAGGUGUUAGGUUGGGAAGACUAGCACGAGAACGUUGGCAAGGACAUCCUUGACGGUGUUAAUUGAAACUUACUUGUCCUAUCAAAAUUAUCCCACAAGAAGUAUUCCACAAAACCACUUUAAUAGCCCAGAAGACUUCGCUGUAUUUCCUCAUUCUAUUAGAAGUUUGACGUAUUAGUCUCGUCUUCGAAAAGUCUGGAAAGUUUGCAUUGCCAGCAUAUGCCGGUUGCCCUGGAUAUGUGGAAGCUGUUUUACACAUGAAUAGACUGCAUUUUGUCAUUGUGGGACAAUAACGCAAAUAUUCCCUUCACGACGCAUCACCAAACGCACCUAUGAUUUUGGGAAUGGUCAGUCUUGAUCGAAAAGAUUCGAAGCUAAACUGAGAGGAAACCGUAGGACAAAAAAUUUUGUCGUGAGUCAACUUUGGUUUGCUAUAAUUUAAUCCCGCGAGGAAAAAUCAUUCCUAGAGUCUCUCGUCAAUUUUUGUAGGCGACAGUAUAGUUAGCGAACCUGUUAAUGCGAUGAAACAUUAGUAAACAAACCAUGCCUCCCAGGCGACCACCUCAUGUCGUUUGCUACAUUUGCGGUCGUUUGUACGGUACGACGUCGAUUUCACUGCACAUUCCAAAAUGCCUGGAAAAAUGGGAGAUGGAAAACAGCCAGUUACCGAGACAUUUACGGAGAAAACCACCCCAAAAACCAGCGGGCUGGGGAAAUACACCACUAUCCAGUGACCCGCGGGUUAGAGAAGCACAGCUUGAUUCCAUGAACGACAUGGCUUUCCAAGCAUCGCAGAAUCAACUUAUUCCUUGCGAAAACUGUGGACGCACGUUCAACCCAGAUCGCUUGCCUGUUCACCAGAGGAGCUGUAGACCUAAUAAUACUCUGAAAAUGUCCAAAACCUUUGAUCCUUCCAGGAUGGGGUCAGGUCGACAGGGCUCACCCAGAGAGGCUGAUUAUGGAAGGAGGAGUCCCCAGCCCCCAAGAAAGCCUAAAACUGUUGUUUGUUUCAUAUGUGGAAGAGAGUUUGGUACCAAAUCUAUAGGUAUCCAUGAACCACAGUGUUUGAAAAAAUGGGAACUUGAGAACAGUCGGCUACCUAAGCAUUUACGUCGACCACCCCCAGUCAAACCCAACAUAUUGCCUAGUUUGUCAGGGGAUGGCGGAGAUGACCUUGGUCGUAGGAAUCAGUUGGCGUAUGAGUCAUCACAGAAACAGCUGGUUCCCUGCAGAAACUGCGGUAGAACAUUUCUACCAGAAAGGCUUGAAAUUCACAUGAGGUCCUGCAAGCCUGGAAGCAAGACAAUGCCGCUUAGACAGUCAGAUACAGCUCAGAGACUUUCCCCUCUUAGUACCCAUGGAGGUAUGAAUUCUACACACAGUGGACAGUAUGGUAGGCAGAGUCCCCUUAGUCGUCAUGAAGACCAAAAUCACAAUGUUGGGCCUUUAAUAAAGGACAGAACAUUUAUAAAAAGCAAAUCUUCACCAAGCAACAAAAAGUCUACACCUCCAGCUUCUACUCAUCAUCCAGCCAGGUUGCAACCCAUGUCCAAUGGUCGAGUGCCAUCCCCAUCGUACAAUAUCAGGGGUGGUUCCCCUGCCCUGUCUAGCCUACCCACUGAGCAGGCUGCCAAGCCAUUGAAUCUGGCCUGCUGUUAUAACUGUGGUCGAUCCUUUGCAGCAGAACGCUUGGCAAAACAUGAAGUUAUUUGUAACAAAAGUAGUCAUAAACAAAGGAAGGUGUUUGAUUCCUCCAAAAUGAGGACACAAGGAACUGAGGCAGCACAGUUUAACAGGCACAGAGCAAGAAAGGCUCCUGAUCCACCUAAACCCAAAUCAAACUGGAGAAAAAAACAUGAGGAAUUUAUUAAUGCCAUCAGAGAUGCCAAGAAGGUGCAAGAACACAUAAAGCGAGGUGGUAAGGCAUCAGAUUUACCCCCUCCACCCCCAAGUGAAAAUCCAGAUUACAUACUCUGCAGGUUCUGCCAGAGACGCUUUGCACCAACUGUAGCUGAGAGACACAUUCCUAAAUGCCAGAACACGGUAAACAGGCCAGCACCUCCAAGACAACGUGCCUUACAGGCAAGUGGAGGUCGAUAUAUCUCAAAGAACACUUCUUUUCCAAGUAGAAGAGUGCUUCGGUAGACAAGUCGAACUCUUCUUA